GUGGAAGCACUGCUGUCACACGGUUGUCUGGAAGAAGAAGAAGAGUUUUAAAGUAGAAUAAGACAGUUUUCUCAGUUUGUCUCCAUGAUGAUUUUACUUCGUAGAACGCAGCGGCCAUCUUGUCUGAUUACCUCUCUGUAAGAGUCCCAGUAGAAGGUCCACGAUGAGCUCCGAGGACGUGCUGCAGAACGCGUCGCGGCUGGCCUCUUACAAUGUGUUGCUGCAGGUGAUGUUCCGUGUGCUCACCUUCCUGCUGAACGCGUUCACCCUGCGCUUCGUGUCCAAAGAGCUGAUCGGGGUCGUUAAUGUCAGGCUGACACUGCUGUACUCCACAUUAGUGUUCCUGUCCAGAGAAGCCUUCAGGAGAGCAUGUCUGAGUGGAGGAUCAGGAACCAACCACAGCUGGAGACAAGUGAUCAACCUGCUGUGGCUGACGCUGCCGCUCGGUGUGCUGUGGGCGUCCCUGCUGGUCUGCGUGUGGCUCUGGCUCCUGGAGGUCCCAGAUCCCCAGAGCGUCCCGUACUACGGCCCUGCUGUGGUGCUGUUUGCCCUGUCAGGCGUGCAGGAGCUGCUGGCUGAGCCGCUCUGGGUCCUGGCUCAAGCUCACAUGUUUGUCCGCCUGAAGGUGGUCGCCGAGAGUUUGGCGAUGAUCGCUAAGUGCAGCGUAACCGUGGCGCUGGUGGUGUCGGCCCCUGAGUGGGGGCUUUACAUCUUCUCUGCUGCUCAUUUGGUGUACACAGGAUUCCUGGUGCUGUGCUAUGGUGUUUACUUUAUUCGUUUCCUGGGCUCUAAAGAAGCAGAGAAGAAGAGUUUUCCUUUGAGCUGUGUCGGAGAUCUCUUGCCCUGUAGAGCGGAGGGAGAGGCGCUGAUUGACUGGACUCUAGCCCGGCUCACAUGGAGCUUCUUCAAACAGUCCUUCCUGAAGCAGAUCCUGACGGAGGGCGAGCGCUACGUCAUGACAUUUUUAAACGUCCUCAGCUUCGGUGACCAGGGUGUUUAUGAUAUCGUCAACAAUCUGGGCUCCAUGGUGGCGCGCUUCAUCUUCUUGCCCAUAGAGGAAAGCUUCUACAUCUUCUUUGCCAAAGUGCUGGAGAGAGGUCGUGAUGUCAGAAGUCAGAAACAGGAAGACGUUGCCAUAGCAGCAGACGUCCUGGAGUGUCUGCUGAAGCUGGUGUUGGUGAUCGGUCUGAUUAUCACAGUGUUUGGCUACGCAUUCUCUCACUUGGCUCUGGACAUUUAUGGCGGCUCUCUGCUGAGCAGUGGAGCAGGGCCUACUUUGCUGCGGUGCUACAGCUCCUACGUCCUCCUGCUGGCUGUGAAUGGCAUAACAGAGUGUUUUGUAUUUGCUGCCAUGAGCCAAAAAGAGGUUGACAAGUACAACCUGGUGAUGCUGGCUCUGUCUGUGUCUUUCCUCCUCUUGUCCUACUGGCUGACCUGGUGGGCCGGCGCUGUUGGAUUCAUCCUUGCAAACUGCCUCAACAUGGGCCUCCGCAUUUUACACAGUGUGCUUUACAUACACCGCUACUUCCAGUCCAGUCAGUGGAAACCACUGCGAGGCCUCCUGCCCUCCCCACUCCUGCUGCUGGCGCUGGCAGUCAGUGGAGGUGUCACAGCAUUUUCUGAGAGUGUUUUCUGCUGUGACAGCGGCUGGUUACCGAGGAUGGUCCACAUUGGAGUUGGUGCAGUGAGUCUACUCUGCGUGAUUGUAGCUGUUCUUCUCACGGAGAGUCGGAUGAUUCAGUUUGUGAGGACUCAGCUGUUUCCCCAGUACAGAAAAAAACACUCGUAAACUUGACUGAAAAUGGAAGAAAAGGUCUGCACGGAUAAAAACAGCGGAUCAAAAGCUACUAACUGACAUUCACGGGUUGUGUGAAUGAAACCCAACCAGGAAACGGACCUCUUUGUGUGUGAGUGAGAUAUUUUCUCUGCAACAUUCCUGUGUCGUAUGAAGAAACCUGUUGUGAAUGAAUGUAUUUUAAUACAACUGAACCUGUGAAUUUGUUACAGGGAUAGUUUGUCCCAACAAACAUAACUGCUGAAUGUCUUUCAU
Messenger RNA from Limanda limanda (common dab), 2050 nucleotides. RefSeq names its product RFT1 homolog (gene rft1). Gene Ontology annotation, biological process: glycolipid translocation; dolichol-linked oligosaccharide biosynthetic process. The transcript is spliced from 10 exons. NCBI's taxonomy places the organism in Eukaryota, Metazoa, Chordata, Actinopteri, Pleuronectiformes, Pleuronectidae. The coding region runs from base 164 to 1789 and encodes 541 amino acids. Gene Ontology annotation, cellular component: endoplasmic reticulum membrane. The record is from RefSeq and is a predicted model, not a curated record.